AUGUCGCCUUCACCUCAGCAUCGAAAUGCAGUCGUGAUGCCAGCUGACGGCACCGAAUCGAGUCGUUUGAGUAGCUCCAGAGAGGACACGAGCCUCUUCCACGAAAUCCACGAGACCGUUCGCAGGUUGUUGCAACAUAUAGUUUUCCUCUUUUUACUCACCCUCCGACUCUACAUACUUCCUCUUCUUUACCUUUCUCACAAACUGGCCGUACGCGACGAUCCUUGGUACCCAGCAACCUGGAAUUUCUUGCUGCAUCCUGGUCGAACUCUGGCCCAGUGUACCCGAUGUCGGAAAAGAGAUGGCAGUGUCACAAUCGUUGAAACAUGGCAUAACGUUCGAGAUGGAUUCUGUGCUCCGCUCAGAAUAUUCAAAACCCUCUACUCCCUGGGCAAGAUCAUUACCGAAGAUCCCAACACGAUGCAGCCUUCCUCGCUUCCGUUGUCGGACGCUGCCCCCGAUAGUGCCAUUGACGUCCAAAGUGAGCAUGAUGGUCCCUUGAGACUCUGUAACCCGGACUCCCCGGAUUCUCAGCUCGACGUCCCGGCAAGUACUUCGCAAAUCUAUCAUGCUGCGCUGCUCAACGGAAGCACUUUGGAUAACAUCCUUGCCGCCUUCGAAACUGAUAGAACUCUGGCAGCACCUCGCCGUGAACCGGUUCCUAGCCAUCAAAGUCCCGUGCCGGUUUCCAACAACGAGCGUGAGGCCAUGCUGGAUCUGUGCAGGGGACAUCAUCGCCGCAGUUCCAGCAUCCAGACAACCCCCGAACGAAUGCUGAUGCCGCCAAAGGCUACUGAGAAUUCUGCUUCCUGCCCAGCCCGGAUCAGCAAAGAACACAUCCAGAAGGAACCAAAGACGCCGAUCCAGAAGUCCAAUGAGCCUCAAGUAAAAGUGAGGCUCAAUGAUGAAGGCGAGGAUCCAGCUAUCAGAAGCAGUGCUGGCUCUUCAGCAUCAUGUCAUGGACGCCAUGCCUCUGGCGGGCCUUCUCGCGAUAAAUGUGUGAACUCAACUACUCUGAAGCGUUGUCCUACAUUUGUGCGAAGGCAGACUCAAUCACGCCUCCAGACACGCCCCGACAGACAGUCGCUUGCCGUUUUGGAAGAGAGAGGGGCAAUGACAUCUCCAGCACUAGGCUUGGGCUCGCCGACUAAGCAUGCUAGGCUGCGGCGUAAAGUGAAGGUAUACCAGGACACAGGUAAAGCGCUGGAUGCCUGA
This is a messenger RNA of Rhinocladiella mackenziei CBS 650.93, 1215 nucleotides long. RefSeq lists its product as uncharacterized. The coding region runs from base 1 to 1215 and encodes 404 amino acids. The transcript has a single exon. The record is from RefSeq and is a predicted model, not a curated record. Lineage: Eukaryota; Fungi; Ascomycota; Eurotiomycetes; Chaetothyriales; Herpotrichiellaceae.